Molecule: messenger RNA, 5115 nt
Organism: Cuscuta epithymum
Lineage: Eukaryota; Viridiplantae; Streptophyta; Magnoliopsida; Solanales; Convolvulaceae
Source: the annotation of a GenBank genome assembly
AAAGUUUAAAGUUUAAACAUAAUAAACAUGUUACAUACUACUUAGUUUAAUAAUGGGAUAAGGGUCAAAUAGGGCCUCGAACUUCGAAAAAAAUGUCAAAUAAGGUCAUAUUUAGGCUGCUAUGUCCGGCUAAUGCCAUUUGGGGCGGUUCCCAGUGGAAUUUUUUGAUGAAUUUUUUUGAGAAUCUUAUUCAUUAAGUCUAGUUUAUUCAUAUCAAAUUUGAACUAGCAAUUCAAUCGGGAAGGCAUUCAAAUGAAUUCUUGAAGAUAAUUGUGCUUUUAACUGCACAGUUAUCUUCAAGAAUUCAUUUGAAUGCCUUCCCGAUUGAAGUUUUAGUUCAAAUUUGAUAUGAGUAAACUAGACUUAAUGAAUAAGAUUCUCAAAAAAAUUCAUCAAAAAAUUCCAUCGGGAACCGCCCCAAAUGGCGUCGGCCGGACAGAACAUCCUAAAUAUGGCCUUAUUUGACAUUUUUUUUCAAGUUCGAGACCCUAUCUGACCCUUAUCCCUUUAAUAAUUAAUAAGUUAUGACAACUAAGUUUACAAUAAUAAUUAAAAGUUAAAAACAUCAGUACAUCACAAUGAGCUAAUAAGAUAAAACUUGUAAUGCUUUGUGCCCAAACUAAUGUUUUGCAAAAGAGAUAUUAAUCUACACAUCAAGCCCAAACUGCCAUGCAAUCAGCAUUUUAAUUAACAUGGUCCCUGCAACAGUUUGAUCAUCGUGAUCAGUGCACCAUGAAUCAAAAGGGCAUCAGCUAGUUCUUCAAUCAACAUUUUCCCUGCUACAUCAUUUUAUAACUUUUAGAAUACAACUUUAAUUAAACAAAGUACACAACAAUACAUCAGCUAGUUCAUGAUUUAAACUUUUUUGGCGCCAUGAAAUCUGCAUGAUGUUAAUUUCAAAUGUGUACAAGUAUAACUUGUUUUAGAUCAUUUUCAUAAGUGUAUAAAUCCCUUAGAGAUUUAUACCUUAGAGACAAAUUAUUUUCAAAUCUGCUCAAUCGGUUUCAGACUUAUGCAUACCUUAGAGACAAAUUAAAGAAAACAAAGUGAUGAAAAAGCAUAGAGCAAGUCAAGAAGAUUCCCUAACCAAAAGAAAUACUCAAAUUGAGCUCUUAAAGGUGUCUUAUCCAAUCUUUAUAGCUCUGCUUAUUUUAUACAGAGUAUAAGUUCACAGAACCAAUUACAACUAGUUAUGAACAAAUAUUACCCAACAAGCUACAAAUUAGACAUUAGGGGAUAUUAGCCAUAAACAGCUUUUGUCUUAAGUUUUCUAUAUACUAUACAUCUGCUAUUUUACGCAAACAAAAACCACUAGUUCAAUUAGCUUAGCUAGAGGAGGUGAAAACAAAAAACCCCACACAUAAUGGUAUAAAUCUCUCUCUAAACGUGGGCUAAGACCCGAUUCCGUUAUGUUUGUUUUUUAAGCAAACAAUACUUUUAUUAUUGAUCAUUCCAUUUACAAGCAUACUGUUUGCUAGUAAAUCCUGCUGAGAAACCCCCUCAGGCCCACUUUCUGAUAUAGUGCUCUGGCAUUUUUGUGCACCUGAAGCAAUUUGUUAACUUCCCAGCCACCAUUACAACACAAAAUGGAUCAAAGGAUUCUUCCCUGGACUAAAAUUUAGAUAUUAAGGGAUGCAAAUAAGCAAAUCUCCCUGAAUCCUUAACAACAAUUCACAAAAGCCGUAGUUAUUAAUCACUCAAUACAGAGUACAGACCUAAAUCUAAAACUAACAGUUUUUCAUCUACAGAAGAAGAACAAGAGCAAACAAUACAAUAGCAACAAAGGCAGAAAUAUAUAUAGUCAGGUUCACAAAAACAAAAUAAUAUAGUGAAAAUGAUAAUAAUAAUAAUAAUAAUAGUAGUAAUAAUACGAGUAUCAUUUCUAACACCAUAAAAUGCUAUACUGAACAUACACCCUCUCACCCUAAACUAACUUCACAUUUGCUUAUGCAAGUAUAUUAAUAAAACAAUACAGUGGAAAUCGAAACAAAUAGCAGUAUUACUUUGACAGUUCAGACCUUACAAACAUAAUAAGCAAGAUGAAGAUCUAAACAGUUGAGUUUAUAAGCAAUCUGAGUAGAAUAUCGUAUUAGAGAAAAAAGAUAUAAGUACUUAAGCAGUAAACUAAGGCACAGAUGUGAAUAUUAUGAAAUUGAAAUUGAUUCAACAGGGGAAAAAAUCAAUAAAAAGAUGGAAGCACAGAACUGAAGCACAAAGCCACAAACACUCAAAAGAGUUAAAGGCAUUUAGAUUAUCUGAGAUAAAAUAGUCGGAAAGGGCUUAAUUGGAGUUUUACCUUCAAGGCUUCAAUCAAUUCAACUCUGGUGAAACUUAAGAGCUCCAAUACUCUGAGGUUUGAACAUAUACUAACAAAUUCUCAACUAAGCACAUAUUUUCAAAAUUCAAACUAUCAUAAUAGCUUUAAUAACACAAUCAAACUAUCUUUAGCUCUUUACCUGGACUGCUGGACAGAGUGGAGAAGGCUGAGAAGCUGAUUCUAUGCUCAAAGAAGAUGGAAAUACGGAAAUAGAAGAGAAGAAAACUCAGCAAUCAACACUCGUUCACUAUGCGGCCUUUGCAUCGUUUCCAUCGCAGAGGAGAAAGGUUGUAUUAGGUCAGGAGAGGAAUUCCAUUUUGCGAAGAGAAGAAAGCCGUCCUCGGCAUAUGGGCGAAAAAAAAUUAAAAUAUGCCUAGGUUUUUAACAGGUCUGGGCGGCCGAUUAUCCUGGGCGGCCGAUUUCUGAGCGAGUACUCGGACUAGGCGGCCGAUUAAUCGCCGGAGCGAUUACAUGGCCGAAAACAAGAAAAGCAGUACGGAAGGGUGACGCCUAGCGAUCAUUCGGCGCCUAGGCGGCCGAUUUUUCCGAUUUUUAGAACCAUGGUAUAUACAUAUAGAGCCCGUUUGGUAAUACCCAAAUCAGCUGUAUCGACUGAUUCUGUUAAAACUUUUGAGGUUCUGGCUGAACUGACUGGACUGCCUGAUUCUGCUGAUUUAUGAACAAAAUAUAUUUAAAAUAGAUUUUAUUAAUAAAAUAAAGAAAAAAUUAUAUGAAAAAAAUUAAAAUGAUUAUCUACAGUAACUUCAACCAAGAAAGGCAGAAAAGUAACUCCAAGAAUUACGUGUUCGAUGAACAAAGUUGUCUGACAAGUUUAAUAACCCAAAAAUUAGGGUCACCAAAAAGACUCACAGUGUUUGGGAAAAUUUCAUUUGAAUAAAUCAUGUCAGCUUGUAUAAAAUAUACGAAAUGUAGAAGAUUAGCAGAUAUGAUCGAAAUUGACUGAAAGUGAAAGUGAACAUUACUAUAGAAAGAUGUCGUGCCAAUUUUUUUUUACAAAGUACUACGUAAAAUAUUUAACUCUAUUAGGCAAAGUAUCAAUUUUUUAUUAAAAAAUAAAUUUGAAAAGAGUUUCACCUAAUGUUCUAUUAUUCACCACAAAAUGUUUCUUUUUAAGAGCAUAGUUUAUAUAUGUACUCAGUUGUUUUUUGGAUAUUCCAUUUGAAUAUAUCACGCCAGCUUGUAAAAAUCAUAGGAAACAUAAAAACAUAUACAGUAUAUUAAUGAAAUGAUAUGAAAAUGAACAUUAUCUAUACUAAUAUAAAAGCAAAAGAAUUUUGUGAAUAGUAUUCCCUCCCAAAAAUGUCAACAUCAAGCUAUAGUUGGAAAAAAAUGUUGGUUCACAUGGUAAAACAAAAAAUAACAAUGGGUAAAUAAGAAUGCAUUUUAGUGGGUCCGAUAGAUGAGUUCCGGUUGCUUAAAAAAUAGUAGAAACAGUAAAGCAAGCAUGCUCCUGCACUCCUAAUGGUCAAAAAAUAUAUUCACACUGUUCAUACACACUAAAACAGAUUGUGUGAAUCCGGGUUAUCCCACCAAGCCUAAUCAUUUUCGUGGCUUAGAUUCAUGAGAAUUUUUAGCAAAUCAAUCCUAUCGGUUCAAAGAGAGGUGCAGCUAAUUCCUAUUGGUUCUAAAGGGAGGUGUGAACUGUUGACAUGAAAUACGUGAGAAGAUGUCCAAAAAUCACUGUUUGAAUUACUUUAUUUUUAUUGGUUGAAUGGAGAGGUGGGAACAGUGAAACCGAUGGAGUGUAUCUCAUUCCUAACAAGUUGCAAUGCCACGCUCAUCUAUAAAAGAAACCGGGCAUAAGAAGGAUCUCUUGAAUCUCUGCACGUAAUUAGGGAUUUGAGUCUGAAAAGAAAAUACGGAGUAGGAAAAAAUAACCUUUUGAGAGACAAAGGCCUCUGUCGAGAAAAUAGAAGGGGUUAUAAUGCAAAGUCAGACAACAUCCAUGAGAAUAGCCUCAUAUUCAGAUGGAAUCAAAGAUAAUAACAGCGAAACAAAGAGGCGUUUGUUUGAGGGGAUGGGAGGUCUUGGUUCGGCACUUCGGCUACUUGGGUGUCGUUAGGGAGAUCCCCAUCGGUGACUUUCAAUCAUCACAUCCAGCAAGAUCCGAGAGAUGGAGUGAGGAAAACUAAUCAGAGAUGGGUCUCCAGUUUUCCGUGCGUCAGAGCCGAGCGCCGUUCCUCCAGCGUCAGCGCGUGGCGGCCGAUGCUGCGCGGUAGCAGACCUUUCAGGGACUACGAUGCUGGACGGAGGAUGUGGGUUGCUCUCAGUUCAUCGAUUGGAGGUCCGUCCGCCAGCACUUGCGAACAGAUAUCCGACCCUAGCAAGAAGAGAGCUCGAGGAUGCUCUACAGGUCUUCAAUCCGGCAACAAUCAAACUAUCGAGCCGGUUGGAGGUAAAAAUAGGGGAAGUCAGCAGUGGAAAUUACAGGCAGUGGAGAUUACAAACAGCAUUUGUGUGUUAAAAUCGAAAGCGACGAAGGUGGGGAAGGGAGAAGGGGAGACGUUCUGGAAAUCCGAUCUAGAAAAUACGGAGUAUACAUGUGUAGUGUUAGACUGUUUGUGGAGGUGGGUAUGGGUAAAUCCUAAAUUUCUAGAAUUUGAAUACGGAGUAUGGAUAUUUGUUUUUGAAUAUAUGAAUCAAUGUAUGGUUCCUAAUUUUCUCUAAUUAAAUAAACAUUUCACAAUAAGUGAUGAGAGUGAUCCGUUUCACAACUCAUAUUUUUGACUUGAACUAACUUUAUUGGUAAAUAAAUACAAAGUUUACAAUUCCAUGCA